Molecule: messenger RNA, 2109 nt
Organism: Pezoporus occidentalis (night parrot)
Lineage: Eukaryota; Metazoa; Chordata; Aves; Psittaciformes; Psittacidae
Gene: PI15
Product: peptidase inhibitor 15
Exons: 6
Coding region: 297-1073 (258 amino acids)
Cellular component (GO): extracellular region
Source: RefSeq, a predicted model, not a curated record
CUAGAGAAACUGCCUGUUCUGGCUCAUACGGACUGUAACAUAUAAAAGCGGUUAGCAGCUCGUGAGGCCAGAAGUUUCAAAACCAGCACAAUUUUGUUCUUUGGGGGUUUAUAAUAGCAGACACUCCUUCACAAAGGUUCAUAUCAUCAUAUAGGAGAGUGCUGUAUAUAGUGGGAGAACAAUAGGCUGUAUUCUUUUUUUUUUUUUUUCUUGGUAUUAUCCAGAGAUUUGUUUUCUACUGCAGAGUACCUAAAGCAGAGUACCUCUGUGGCUUAUCCUUCUCCUUUGGCCCCAAAAUGACAGUAAUCACUGCAAUCAGUUGUGCUUUCUUAUUUUCCAUUCUCUGUGAAACAAGUGCAUUAAUGUUACCCAACUCCACUGACCUACUCCUGUCAGACCAUAAUUUUACUGACAUUGAGACAGCUUUGGCAGCUCAUCUGGACUCUGCAAAAAUUCCCAAAGCCAGGCGGAAGCGCUACAUUUCACAGAAUGAUAUGAUUGCCAUUCUUGAUUAUCAUAAUCAAGUCAGAGGCAAAGUCUUCCCACCUGCUUCCAACAUGGAAUAUAUGGUUUGGGAUGAAACUCUUGCCAAAUCUGCAGAGGCUUGGGCUGCUACAUGCAUUUGGGACCAUGGACCUUCCUACUUGCUAAGAUUCUUGGGCCAGAACCUAUCUGUAAGAACUGGAAGGUAUCGAUCUAUUCUCCAGCUGGUAAAGCCAUGGUACGAUGAGGUGAAGGAUUAUGCUUUCCCUUACCCUCAGGACUGCAAUCCCAGGUGCCCCAUGCGAUGUUACGGACCCAUGUGCACCCAUUACACACAGAUGGUUUGGGCCACUUCCAAUCGUAUAGGCUGCGCAAUCCACACAUGCCACAAUAUGAACGUCUGGGGAUCUGUUUGGCGACGAGCUGUUUACUUGGUAUGCAACUAUGCGCCAAAGGGGAAUUGGAUUGGAGAAGCACCAUAUAAAGUAGGAGUCCCAUGUUCAGCUUGCCCUCCAAGCUAUGGAGGUUCUUGUACUGACAAUCUUUGUUUCCCAGGAGUAACCUCAAACUACUUGUACUGGUUUAAAUAAGUUAAGGUUUACAUUAUUUUGAAAAAAAAACCCCAAACCAAACCCCAAAAACCCAUGGAUGAGUAACAAGAAGCUUGUAUAUUGAAUUUUGCACAUAUUAUAUAUAGAGAGAUAUUGUAAUAAUACUCUGAUGUUUUCUUUUUGUAUGCUUUUGUAUAAUUAGCUUUCAAAGUAUAGUAUAAUUUGGUUUUAACACUUUUGGAUAUAAGACUCGCAUUAACCCUUUUCUAUUAAUAAUUUGUUAAAGGAGAGCAAAAUAAUUUUCACCUUAGCAAGUGUAGCUUCCUGAAGAUUAGGCUCUAUAAAAAGCACAUUAAAAGAUUAAAGAAUAUGACUUCCUUUAAAAGAUAAUAGCUCCAGAAAGAGAAAGGUCAUUGUUUAAUACUGUGCUUUAAAAAUGGAGUGUGAUGUGCAAAGCAACAAAUUGUUCUCACACUCUUAUUGGUUCCUCUCAUUUACACUGGUGCUUUCACCUGCAAUGUCAAUGGGACUCUGAGCAGAGGAAAACAAAUGUGCAAGAGAAACUGCAGGAUUACCUACCUCAUGCACAACAUCAAUUUGUUUAUGGCAUUUGAAGCGUUCAGCACAUGGCUGCUGCUGUCAUCGAUGCUGGUGUACAGACAGGAAAAUUAGAGAUAAUGAGGAACCACACUAGCCAAGAUGCAGUGGCUGUUAACUCACAGGCCUAAAGUCUUACCUGGGUAGAAAGCUACAUCACUUUAAAUAUUGGUAUAAUAGCACAGCCUAAUUCUAAAUUCCUGUGUUUCUGAACACAGUCAUGAUGGCAUAAUGGUGCUUUGCAGCAGUAUAUUUAUUCUUGUACAGGAAGUGAAGAAAUAUACUGCUACAAAGUAACAUACAUCAAUACAUGACAUCCAUACUGUCUUUUACACUGUUAAGUUUGCCCGUAUAUGUGUUAUCCCACUGACUGAAACUCAGCCAGGUAAACUUUCAAGGAGAGAUCAGAUUUGAAAUUAGAUUAUAGGAUUUCCAAAUAAAGGACAUUAGGCAACUUUAAACUUCAUACAGAUUUUUU